Molecule: messenger RNA, 1011 nt
Organism: Plasmodium yoelii
Lineage: Eukaryota; Apicomplexa; Aconoidasida; Haemosporida; Plasmodiidae
Product: PIR protein
Exons: 3
Coding region: 1-1011 (336 amino acids)
Source: RefSeq, a predicted model, not a curated record
AUGGGACAAAAUAAAAUAAAUGGGACAGAAUACUUAGUUAAAAGGGACAACAGAAUAUGUGGUACGUUUCAUACUUUGAGAUUACUUUUUCCUGAUGAAAUGAACGAUUCCGGAGAAUAUAUUUUUAAAGGUCGAAAUUACACAAAUUAUUUGCGUAAAUCAAAUUAUACCGAUAUUGAUAAAAUUAAUGGUUAUUGCUUAUGGUUAUUUAAACAAUUUUAUGGGGAUCGUAUAUCUUUUUCGAAUAAUGUAAAUAACAAUAUGUAUGUUGUUACAUCCAUUUUUGGGUGGUUAAGUUAUAAGUUAAAUCAAAAAGCAGAAAACGGAAUCACUAAAUUAGACGACUUUUAUAAUAAGUAUAUGCAAAGUGUCGAGGAAUAUAACACGCCUAUAGAAAAUGAUACACAAUAUAAAACCUAUAUUGAUUUUAUAAAUAAAAAUAAGGAAUUGAUGAAUAUUGAUAUUAAAGUUAUGUCUAAAUUUUAUGAUGCACUUAAAAAUUUGUGUAAAAUGUAUAGUGAGCUUUUAGAUGCGAAGUAUAAAGGCGACGAAUAUUUAAAAUAUGUUAAUAAUUUUGCUGAUAAUUAUAAUAUUCUUUUUAAUGAUACGAACAGUAAUUUACUAAAACAAAUACUGUCUGCUGCAUCAAACGAUUAUAAUUAUAUAAAAAAUGAAUUAAACGUUGAAUCUAUAAAGAAUCAAUUUCCAGAACUUCAAAAGGAAAAAAAAGAAAUACAAGUUCCUGGACCAAUCUCAGUAAAAUCUAAUGUGAGCGAUAAUUUGAGUGGAAUGUCAUCACCAAGUUCUGAUACUAAAGUAUCAGAUUCUGAAACUGAAGUAUUAAAUUCUGAAACGACACUAUCAAGUUCAUUGAUAAUAAAUAAACUAAUUUCAAUUCCAUUUAUAUUGGUUGUAACAUUAAUUUCAUUAGGAAUUGCAUAUAAGUAUUCGUUAUUUGGAUUUUGGAAACGAUCUAAAAAACAACAUUUAAGAGAAAAGCUAAAAAAAUAA